Triplophysa rosa is the source of this 2289-nucleotide messenger RNA. It is a transcript of the gene pgm2, whose product is annotated as phosphoglucomutase 2. Bases 166 to 2001 code for a protein of 611 amino acids. Gene Ontology annotation, molecular function: magnesium ion binding; phosphopentomutase activity. NCBI's taxonomy places the organism in Eukaryota, Metazoa, Chordata, Actinopteri, Cypriniformes, Nemacheilidae. Gene Ontology annotation, biological process: purine ribonucleoside salvage; carbohydrate metabolic process. The transcript is spliced from 13 exons. The record is from RefSeq and is a predicted model, not a curated record.
CAAACCGGAUGUAAAGAACCAUCAUCUGCAGUCCUGCUACAUUCACGGGUUGCGCAAAACAUACAAUUCUCGACAUCGACGGUCACCAUUCAUAUACAGUUUAAGGAACCAGAUCGCUUAGUUGUUUAGCGUUUAAAGUACAGUUUAGUGUCGUAAUAACUCAACAUGGAGAAAUGCCCGGAGAGCACAGGAGACAGUAGUCUGGACCAGGCUAUCCAACAGUGGCUCCAGUAUGACAAGAAUCCACAGACAGCGGCAGCUGUGCGGAACAUGGUCAAGGAGGGAGCCGUGUUGGAGCUGCAGAAGUGUUUCGGGUCCCGUAUGGAGUUCGGCACAGCGGGACUGAGAGCCGCUAUGGGACCCGGAGUCUCGUGCAUGAACGAUCUCACCAUCAUACAGACCACACAGGGUUUCUGUCAUUACCUCGAGCAGUGUUUCACAGAUCUAAAGCAAAGAGGGGUGGUGAUCGGGUUCGAUGCUCGUGCUCACCCGCCCAGCGGUGGCAGCAGUAAAAGAUUUUCCUCCCUCGCUGCAGCAGUGUUCAUCAGCCGAGGGGUUCCGGUCUACGUCUUCAGUGACAUCACGCCCACUCCAUAUGUGCCUUACACCGUAUCGCAUUUAGGACUUUGUGCUGGCGUCAUGGUAACAGCCUCCCAUAAUCCCAAGCAAGACAAUGGAUACAAGGUGUACUGGGCGAAUGGUGCUCAGAUCAUUCCUCCCCACGAUAAGGGCAUCGCUGCAGCUAUAGAAGAGAAUCUAGAGCCGUGGCCUGAAUCAUGGGAUACAGAUGGCGCUCUUAAGAGUUCGCUUCUUAAAGAUCCAUACCAAGAGAUACACAGAGAAUACUGCCGAAGCAUACAACAGCACUGCUUUCACAGAGAGCUGAAUAAAAAUUCAGAAGUAAAGAUUGUCCACACAUCAGUUCACGGGGUGGGGCAUAUUUUUGUCCAGGCUGCUUUUAAAGCUUUCGACCUUCAACCUCCGUAUGCUGUGGAAGAGCAGAAAGAUCCUGACCCAGAGUUCCCCACUGUCAAAUACCCCAACCCUGAGGAGGGAGAAGGAGUUUUGACGCUGUCUUUCACGCUUGCAGAUAAAAAAGGGGCGACUGUAAUUCUGGCAAAUGACCCUGAUGCUGACCGACUAGCUGUUGCAGAGAAGCAAAAGAGUGGGAAGUGGAAAGUGUUCUCUGGUAAUGAGUUGGGCGCUCUGCUCGGCUGGUGGGUUUUUCACUGUUGGAAGCAGCAGAAAGUCGAGGGAAAGGCUUCUAUUAAAGAUGUCUACAUGCUAUCCAGCACCGUGUCCUCUAAAAUCCUUCGAGCCAUUGCUGUUAAAGAGGGCUUUCACUUUGAGGAGACUCUAACUGGCUUUAAAUGGAUGGGAAACAGAGCCAGAGAUCUAAUGGAUCAGGGAAAGACGGUUCUGUUCGCCUUUGAAGAAGCCAUUGGUUACAUGUGUUGCCCUGCAGUUUUGGACAAAGAUGGCGUGAGCGCGGCCGCCAUCGCUGGCGAGUUCAUCUCUUACCUGGCUUCUAAAAACAUAACACUUUCCCAGCAACUCACCUCUAUUUAUGAGGAGUACGGCUACCACAUAACCAAGAAUUCCUAUUUCAUCUGUCACGACCAAGAAACCAUUAAGCAGUUGUUUGAACGUCUUCGAAACUACAGCGGGGAGAAUUCCUACCCUAAGGAGUGUGGAAGCUUUACUGUGACUGCAGUGAGAGACCUCACCACUGGAUAUGACAGCAACCAAUCAGACAACAAGGCUGUUUUGCCAACCAGCAAGAGCAGUCAGAUGAUCACCUUCACAUUUGCUAAUGGGGGCGUGGCUACAAUGAGGACCAGUGGCACAGAGCCCAAAAUCAAAUAUUACACUGAGCUUUGUGCUGCACCAGGAAACAGUGAUCUUAACCAGCUAAAGACUGAAUUGGAUGACCUGGUCGAUGCCAUUGUGGAGCACUUCUACCAACCCCAGAAAAACAGCCUGACUCCUCGACCGGAGUGAUGAGAACUGCAGCACAGAAUUACAAAUAAACACUUAACAUUCUAAUACUGCUCUAACAUGCCACUCUUAACUAUCCUAUUAUGGAUAUAUGUAUAUCAAUCUGAAGGAAGUUUGAUGUACUAUUUCUUUUGAUAUAAUCUAGAUAGAUCAAAACUUUUACCACAUACUGUAAACCUUACAGUUGCCUUUAACACCUGUGGACAUACUGUGGACAAAAUAUUAUUAUGUUUUUUUACUUUUCUCAGUGUUCUGAACUACAAUACUUUUGGAUAAAACAAUGGGAGAUUA